Messenger RNA from Nezara viridula (southern green stink bug), 3993 nucleotides. Lineage: Eukaryota; Metazoa; Arthropoda; Insecta; Hemiptera; Pentatomidae. The record is from the annotation of a GenBank genome assembly.
AUGACUUCGCAAUCAUUUCAAUCCCUCGAGAGAAAAAAAAAUUACCAAGGCGACCUCACAAGUUUUGAUCAAGAAGUCGAGCCUGCCCCCUGCCAAGAAGGAGCAGACAGGACUGAAGGCGGCCAUCAAAGACGAGGGGGCGGUCGGAGCCCACCUCAAGGAGCCCACAGGCAACGGGGUCCCGCCUCUCAAGCACAUCAGGUCAGCUUCGCACACAAUGAUAAACACCACAAGAAAGAGGAAAAGCAUGACGAAAGCCCCGAUUUCGAAGACACGCCGCUUGUAGCAGCAGCCAGUUCACAGUCCUCACGCAUCAAUGUGAAGAAAGGACCAAAUGGUCAAGAAUACGAGUAUGAAUACGUUUAUUAUUAUUACGAUGAUGAAGAUGAAGAAGGGAAAGGUGGAGCGAAAACAGAUAAACCCGGUGUAGGCAAAACUGAAAGACCCGACUUACAAGACGAAGAACCUUCGCCGACACCUCGACAGGAGCUUAAGAGUCAUCUCAAACAGGAUGUUAGAGAUCAGGAUAAAGAAGAAGACAUCAGACAAAUAUCGAGACAAGAACUCAGAGACGAACCGAAGAAUGGUCGUCAAGAAGAUCUGACACAUGACGGAAGACAGGGAUCCUUUAGGAAGGAGGCGAAACAAGAUUUGCGUGACGAAAAAAGAACAGACAAUCUCAGACAGGAUACCAGAGACAGCUUUAGACAAGACUACAAAGAAGACAAUAGGCAAGAUCUGAAGUAUGAAGGUAGGCAGUCAUCGAGAUCGGAAGGAAGGGUUCGUGACCGUCAAGCAUUGGACGAAACAAGAGGAGGAUUCGAACAGAGGGUCGAAGAACCAGUGAGGCACAGGGGUGGGGACACCUACGAGGAGAGGAGGCAGGAAGGAAGAGGCCGCACCAGAGGCCAGCAGCAGGAAGCCAAGCCAGAGGAAGAAAGAAGGCGAAGGCCAGUCCAGCCGGCAGAGGACAACGCGGCUCCGGCCCGAUCAAGGUACCCAUUCCCAUUACCAUAUAUCUUGUAUUUUAUAAUAAUAAUCAUAAAGGAUAUUGCUCUCUUGCUACGGUUACCAGCUGGAGCAAGGACCCCUGGAGGGCAAUCACCCAGGUUGUGCAGAAGAGGCCGGGUCCUUGUAGGUGGAUUUACAGCCGUUGUUGUCGGUUGGUACAACUGCCUCGAGAUAAGGCUGAGUAAUGGACACUUGUACGCUCUUCACUUCGCCAGCACCUACGCCAUAACUGAUCUCGGUGGGGAGCAUGGAUUCUCAUUAAAUGGAGAAAAUAAAACUACUACGCUUUAUUCCUUACCAUUCAGAGCUCAGUCGUACACAACUAUCGAGAGGGGGCGUGGUAAGAGCUCCGACAUCGCCGUAACAACUAUCGAACCAUCCUCCAACGAAGUUCUGCCAACCAGAUCACCUUCCAGAGGAAGGCAACCAGCAGCAGUGACAGAGGAGGAGGAGAGGCUGCCCCCCAACACCAGGUUCCCAGGCAGGUCCCGAGGCAGCGCCACCACCACUGAACCUCCACCCUCCAGGUCCAGGGGAUCUGGCUCAGCUGGAGGAAAGCAGGGCAGAGCUGAUGCAGGAGACUGUGGUGUUACGCCUAGGCAGGCUGUGGAAAAAGUUGCGGUUGAGGAAACCAGAGGCGGUGGCUCGGUAAGGAGACCCAGUUUGGUGGACAGCAGCAGCUUCAGGACCCACUCCAGCGACGCCGCCCCCGAAGAGGACCAGGGCGGAUACCUCUCUUCUGCAGUGGGAGAUACGAGGGAGUCCGACUUAGAAGAAUACAUCAGGCCUACCACCUUCCAGCCACAAUCCGUACCCCAGACCACUCUGCCACCUCCACAGCCUUCUGUCGCUCCUUCUGCCUUACCGGAAGAGAACGACCAAGAAAUGCCUGCCAAAGCUGCUUUAGAUUUGUAUGCUAUACUUCAGCAAACUCAAGAAGAGAACUCCGUAGUGGAUUCUGACUAUGGUACUACUAAUAUACCUACAACUGAUCCUCCAACCACCACUCCAGAACCUACUACCACACCAACGACGACUACAACAACAACCACCACAACCACACCACCUCCUCCACCAGAACCAACUAAGAGGGGAAGUACUUCAGAUAGCACACAAAAUGUAAAGCAAAAUUUGAAGAAUAUUGAUUCAACCCACUUUAUCCAUCACAGGUUCCGCAGCGGAGGCUCCAGGACCAGGGUACGAUCACAAGGGGGCUCAACAACUACAACCACUGAGGCAACACCAGAGGAUGAAGCAUCUCAGAGACCUAAGUUCAAGCCAUCACACAGCAGAAGUCCUGGACAGGUAUCAGCUUAUGGCCGAAGAAGAGCUUCAGCUGCUGCCGCUGCUACUUCAACAACUACUGAGGCAACCCAACAAAGUACAAGGGCCAGGAAUAAUUUCCAAGCAGGGUCUGGUGGCAAUAGGACUAGAGGUAGAGUUUCCACUACACCAGCUCCUGUUGAAGAAGAAGAGCCUUCAGAAGAAGCAGAACCCACAUCCACUACUGCAAAGCCUAGGGUACGAAUUGGAGGUGCUGCUGGAGCUAGACCUUUGAGGCCGGGACCAAGACUUAACCUUAGGCCACUGAGACCCGGUGCCAGUACCACAGCUGCACCAGCCCCAGCCUCUUCUGAAGCGCCUGUUGAACAAGAGGUAGCAACAACACCAGAGGCUCCUGCACAUUCAGAAGGGGAUGCUCUCACAAAGCUGAGGUCCAGACCUAGGCUCAAAGUCCAACCAGUUGUCCCUCAGACAAGACCAUUCAACAACCAAAGGAGACCUCUCAUUGGUCUGAAUAAUAGAAGACGGACAACUGAAUCGGAGGCUUCUGCUGAAACUACAACACAGCCAACCCCUGUAGAGACUGAAACUCCUCCACCAAGCAGCACCGAGCCACAACCUCACACUACAGAAAAUAAAUUGGCUUCGCUAAUAGGAAGGAGGAGGCCGAUUAAUAGAAGACUUCCAAUCCAACAAGCUGGUGAUCAUUAAAGCCUUGAUAAUGUAAUGACUUCGAGUCUAUUUGUUAGGGGAUUCCUAUUUAUUAUAAUAAAUGGUUAACUUCCCAAAAAUUUAUUUGUAGUCAAAAAAUGUACUACAAUUCUUAGAUCUUUAUGGAUUAAUACAAAACAUGUAAAUUUUUUAAUUGAUUACUUUAAAUUAUUGAAUCAUUCUAUUCUUUCAAAUUGUACACUGUAAUGAAUCAUGAAAUGUUAUUCCUGGACAUGGUCAGGAUAAGACUAUUAAGCUAAUGUCAAUUUUAAAUACCAUUAUGAUAUUAUUUCUGUAUAUUUUGUAUCCUGAUCAUACCUAUAUUUGAUGUUAUAGGUAUCAUAAACCAAAAUCCAAACAAAUUAUUUUUCUAUCUUCAAAUAAAAACAUGAAGUUUUGUAAUUAUAAUUAACUGCUAGUUAGAAAUUCAGUGGCUGUUUAAGUUUACAGAGGUGUAUCCUUUAUUAUAAAAUAAAAAAUAAACAAUGGAUUAUAUUUUUGGUUUUAAAUAAAUAAAUUUGUUUUGUUUAACACAUAAUUAAAAGGUAGUUUGAAGGCAGAAUUCUUUUAUUUAAGGAUGUGACAUUAUUAAUUUAACAAUAAUUUGUGAACUGUACAGAUUGUGUUUGUUAGUUGAAUUACCUAGGAGCUAUGAAACGAUAAACUAGUGGUAGUCAAAUUUCACACUGCCAGCUACAAAUAGUAAAUAUAUAUAAAUGUAUGUAUAAGUAUGUGAGAAAGAAAUUUUACUAAUUACGUAUAAGUAGUAAUUAAAAACUCUGUAACAAAUUGAUAAUAUUUUCUCAGUGCUUGAGCACUAUUUAAUCAAAAACAUUAAUUUUGUUAUUCAUAAUGGAAGUUGUGCUCUGCAUAUUUAUUAUUAUGCUAUAUGUUGAUUUUUUAUAAGUUACUUUUGGUUUUUUUCCAAACUGUGCCAAGAGAAAUAUUUUAUAAAUAAUUUUGUGUAAAUAAAAUGUAUUUGUCAAA